Molecule: messenger RNA, 3996 nt
Organism: Penicillium maclennaniae
Lineage: Eukaryota; Fungi; Ascomycota; Eurotiomycetes; Eurotiales; Aspergillaceae
Product: WD repeat protein
Exons: 2
Coding region: 1-3996 (1331 amino acids)
Biological process (GO): positive regulation of TOR signaling
Molecular function (GO): protein binding
Source: RefSeq, a predicted model, not a curated record
AUGUCGGAGACUGGGUCACGCUCUCCGGUCCCUCCCCCCCCGCCGCCUCCGACCCAGAAGUAUUCGCAUCGGGCUGCCAACGCGCUCGCCCGUUUCGCGCCCUUCUUCGGGUCGAGACCUCCGAGUCCGCAGAGUAGCCGCCUCGAUGGCCCCCGGUCCAUCAGGUCAAAAUCGCUACCCGGUGAACCGCAGACCGUCACUCACCGUACGGGCAUCCCCAUCCUUGCCCUGGAUAUCUCACCGGAGCGCACCCACGCCGUGAUUGGAGGCAAGGAUAUCCUCAAAACAAUCCGGGUCUCGCCUGAUCACUCCUCGGAGGAAUUUAAUAUUCGCAAUACGGUUAUCAGUUAUGCAUCUACCCACCAUGAUGCGGGCGUCUCGAUGCCACACAAGGACCAGUUGAAUGUCAGAGACGUCAAGUGGUCACAUAGUAAUUAUGACCGGAUAAUCGCAACCGCGGUCGCCAACGGCCGGAUUGUCGUCUACGACUUGCAGCGGCCCGGCCUCCAAUUAUGUCGCUUCCAGGGCCACAACCGCCAGGUUCACAGACUGGCCUUCAAUCCUCACCUCGCAUCUUGGCUACUGUCCGGCAGCCAAGAUGGCACCAUCCGUAUGUGGGAUCUGCGAUCGGCUUCUGCGAAUCGGGGUCUUUCUACCUGCGGCAGCAAGCAUGUGUACCAUGGCAAUAGCGAUGCCAUCCGAGACGUCCGGUGGUCUCCCACCGACGGUGUCGUGUUUGCGACUGCCUCAGACAGUGGUGCCAUUCAGAUGUGGGAUUCGCGCAAGACCAACGCCCCUCUAAUGAGGAUUGCGGCUCACGACCGUCCCUGUUUCGCAGUCGACUGGCAUCCGGACGGGAAACACAUAGUCAGCGGUGGUACGGACCGGCAGGUCAAAGUCUGGGAUUUCUCCUCAUCUGCGGAACGACGGCAGAAACCUGCAUUUCAAUUCCGAACUCCCCAAGCUGUUACCAACGUCCGGUGGCGACCACCAUCAUGGGUGGGCAACUCGCCCUCCUCGGGAGAAUGGCAGUCGUCUCAGGUAGUGACAUCCUAUGACAAAGAUGAUCCGCGGAUUCAAUUAUGGGACCUCCACCGCCCACACGUGCCUUUUCGUGAGUUUGAUCGUUACGAUUCCCCAGCUGCCGAUCUGCUGUGGCACUCCAAGGACCUGCUGUGGACAGUCGGUGAGGUAGGGGCUUUUACGCAGACGGAUCUCCGAUAUGCCUCCACGGUAGUCAAGCGUCGGCCGAUGUGUUCGGUGGCUUGGAGCCCAAAUGGCGAGUUCGUGGCGUUCGCCCAGCCGCGACCAAGGCGGCGCCCACUAGGCGUCAGCACCACCGAAUUCCUCCACCACGACGAGGACCAGGCCAGCACCGGUCACAGAUCGUUAAGCCACAGUCCGCCGGACGACAUCCUUGAUGAUGAGGCUCUGGCUUCGUCGCUCCGGCAUCCCCAAACCAAGUCCACUACGGUACGGGCAUCAAAAUCCCUGGGCAAUACCCCUCCGGGCGGAAUGAAUGUCAUUCCGGUGCUUCCAUUGGAGCAAGCUUUGACCAAAAGCUCGACUACGGUCCCUAGUCAGUUGGGCGCAAUUGGGACGAUUCCUGGUGCCACAUAUGAUGCAUCUCUCUUCCGAUUCUUGGCGGGGCAGUAUUCACCUAUGAUGGAUGAACGCCCGGGCAGACGAGGUCACGUCGAGGUUCUGAACUCGUUGAUGGAAUCUCUAGACCAUAAUGCUGAGCGGGCAGACGAUGUCUCCUUACCUAAGCUGGCUCAAACCUGGCGGAUUGUCAAAUUUUCGAUCCUCCAAGAGCUUCAAAGCAGGUCGCGAGAGCAGUCUGCAGGCAAGGGUGGUGUGAAGGGCAAGUCUUCUAAGGAUGGACUGCUCAACGAUAAGUCUAGGGCAGACGAAAAUCGCCAAGGAAAGGUGAAAAGUCGAUUGUUUAAGGGUGUUAUGGAGACAGAAGGUCCAAGAAGUCGAGUCCCGGAAGAAAGCACGUCGAACAUGACAACUCCGCUUGCACAGCCAUUGCCUGAUUCUCCAGAUGACUCAUGGACUAGUUCUGACUCUCAAAUGCCUUCGUUACUUGAGAAUGCCGUCGAUCUUGACCCUCUUCCUCCAUCAGUUUUGAGCUCCCACAAUGGCUGGGGCAUGUCCGGCCCUGAUGCUAGUCGCGUCUCAUCGUUACCACAAGAGCAAUUUGUGUCUAGUCACGAUAUAAACCUUGUCGGGGAGCCCGUGACAGGCCUCCUACCAGAACCGUUCGAGUCGGAUCCGGAUACUGAUCAGCGAUCUGCACCUCGCGCGAUUGCCGGCAGGGCAGACUGGCGCCUUCGUGGCCGUCCAGACCUUCCUCAGGAAGCCUCCGAGGAUGACUACGACCAGAAAUUAGAAGACAAGCGAGCGGCGAUUCGGGACUUCAAACAACAUCCCAAGAAACCCUUGAUCCUCGAAUCAACGAUAGAAUCCAACCGUCCUCCCACACUAGAGCGCUAUAGCCGGCACGACUCUUCUGAGAGCUUUCCAAUGUUCUCUGCAUCCACGGAUAGCUCGCAUCCAUCCAAAUCCGUAGGCGCCUCUUACUCCUCGAGUGGGAGAUAUCCCGAACGCCGUUUCUCGGAUGCCAACCAAGCACGUGGUCGACCGAGUAAUGUGGUCCGAAGGGAAUCUAGCCUGGAACCUGCCGCAGAAGAGCCCGAAGAUGACAUGGAUAUUGAUGAGUCUACUCUUGAAGAGGAACGGAAGCAUCUUGAACGUCCGUUGAGCCCUCCGGAAUUGUUGACAGAGUCGACCCCGCUUGAACAGCCGGGCUCAGAAGAUACCUUUCCGUCUAAGAAUACGCCUCUGGCGUCCACCGCUGCUUAUUCGGCAAUGGCAGGAAUUUACGAAAAUCUCUCCCAAGUCGAGAUUCCUCUCGUCGCCAAUUCAUCCGAUUUAAAGCCAUGGAGUAUCGAGGCGAUCUUGAAAGAGGCAGUGCGCUAUUAUCACAGCAGCAGCAGCUCUGUCGAUAUUCAGACAGCGGCGCAUUUACUGCAGAAGCUUCACGUGCUCUUCCAGGGCUGUGAGCAGAUCCUUCCCUACGAAGAGUGCGAGAUGAUUUUCAAGUCCUACAACGAAUGCCUAAUUCGGCACACAAUGGACUUAGAAGCUGCAGAGCUUCGCCUAUCCUGCGUGCCAACUUACCCAGGUGUCUACGAUUACGCACAGGCAGACACCUUCAUCAAUGUAUUCUGCUAUACCUGCCAAAGACCAUACGAGAACCCAAUGCGCGACAACUCUCGCUGCCACCGCUGCGACACCCCACAAGCACCAUGCUCCAUCUGCAUGAGCAUUGACCCUCCAGCUGAAUGGGCUGCCGCCACCCAGAUGCAGUCACAGUCUGGAUCAACCGGCAGCUUAAGCCCCGACCCAGACGCUGAGACCAUUUCCCACCUUUCUUCCCGAUCCUCAGUCCCUACUGAACCAAUCCCUCCUGUCGAGCUUGACAGCCUGGACUCAUUCAGCGCACCCCGUCCUCAAGGCUCUGCCCUCUGGGCCUGGUGCCAGGGAUGUGGCCAUGGCGGCCACAUGGCCUGCAUCACCACCUGGCUGGGCGAUCUCUCCAUUAGUGAAGGAGGCUGCGCCACACCAGGCUGCUCACAUGACUGCGGUCCUGGUCCGCGGCGCGAAUUCAACCGUCAGGCCCUUCUAACCGAAUCUAAACACCGCGACUCGGCCAGCCGCACGUCCGGCACUGGCCUUGUCAAGCGCGACCCGUGGACCAAGGGUGAAAGCAAGGCCGUGGAGAAGGUUCGCGGGAUGCUCGGAGGUGUUGUUGCCGCGACUGGUGGUAGCGGUGCCGGAUCUAAUGCUUCUACGGUCAGCUCUGCGGGUGGUCAGGGCCAGAUUUCUCCUGGGGCAGUCUCGCCUAAGAAGGUCAGGCUGGUUACACCGGGUGAGCAGAGUAAAGGCAGGGGUCCUACUAGCCGGUCGAACAUUGCACCGCAGGAAUAG